AUGAGCAUGAACGUCCAGCUCCACGAUGCCGUCGUGCCGUAUCUUGUGUCUCCGUAUGAAAACUUUUUCUUCUUGAUUCACCACGUGAGACUUACAGUCGAGAGUGGCAAUGGUUAUCCAGGUCAAGGAGGCUGUUUUUACGGUAGUGAAGGAUGUUGUUACGUCUCGCACUAUCGUCUCGUGUUUGUAUCGGACCGAGCAAUGGAACAGACUGCGUACCAGUCCUUCUCGUUGCCACUUUAUGGCAUUCGUGACUGGUGCUUUCACGUGAGCUUCCUUGGUGUCAAGAGUUGGAAAGGACAUGUCAAUUGUGUUCCAGGUGGAGGACUGGUCGGGGUUGGCAAGUUUACUAUGGAGUUCCUGAGUGUCGGCUUUGAAGAGUUUCGCAACCAUGUACGACCAUUGCUCGAGCAUUCAAGAGCUUUGCACCGUCAGUUCUGCGACUUGACAAGUCCUUCAGUGUUACUGGUACCAGGAAAAAGGCAAGAAGGGGACGCAAUGAGACUCGUUUAUUGCUCUGUUGAGGAUCCCAUGACGCUGUUCCUUGUUGACAAAGUUCCUGCAAGUGCAGAUCACUGA
Molecule: messenger RNA, 579 nt
Organism: Peronospora farinosa
Lineage: Eukaryota; Oomycota; Peronosporomycetes; Peronosporales; Peronosporaceae
Source: the annotation of a GenBank genome assembly